GCAGUGACGUGUCGUUACUUCCGCGUGCUGGAGCUGUCACCGCCUGACGCGGAUCAACGCACACGAAAAAAACAAAGAUGAAGAACAAAGUCUCUCAAGUCAGUGUAAAGAGACGCUUCUGGUCGUGGCAUCAGUACCUGAAGGAACAGAAAUGUGAAGCUGCUCCUGUGUCACUGUUCACACAGUUUCAGUUGUUUCCCAGUAGAAGAUCAGGUUUUAAAGUUGGGAUGAAGUUAGAGGGCGUUGACCCGCUGCACCCGUCCAUGUUCUGUGUUUUAACGGUUGCUGAGGUGAUUGGUUAUCGACUGCGUCUCCAUAUCGACGGAUACUCAGAGUGCUAUGACUUCUGGGUAAAUGCUGACUCAGCAGAUAUUAGACCAGUGGGUUGGUGUCGAGACAACAACCACAAACUCCACCCACCUAAAGGCCACAGUGAGACAGCCUUUGAUUGGCAGGUCUACCUUCAGUCCACAGGAUCUCAUGCUGCUCCACCCACUCUGUUCACCUGUCACACUGCUGAGUGUGGGUUUGAGGUGGGGAUGAAAUUGGAGGCGGUUGACAGGAAGAAUCCAGGACUUGUCUGCGUCGCUUCUGUCACUGACGUCAUUGAAGAUCGAUUUCUUGUUCAUUUUGACAACUGGGACGACACAUAUGACUACUGGUGUUACAGUGACAGUCCAUACAUUCAUCCUGUCGGCUGGUGUGAAGAACAGGGACGACCUUUGACCUCUCCACAGGGUUAUCCAAAGCCUGAGAACUUCCUGUGGGAGGAGUAUCUGCAGGAAACUGGAUCAACUGCUGCUCCCAGAUCAGCCUUCAGACAGAGAGCUCCUCAUGGUUUCCAGGAAAACCACAGGCUGGAGGUUGUCGACAGGAGGAACCCCAUGUUGAUCCGCGUUGCCUCGGUAACAGAAGCAGAGGAUUUCAGAUUGAAGGUUCACUUUGACGGCUGGUCUUCACAGUUUGACGUGUGGUGUGACAGCGACCUCUGUGACCUUCACCCUGUCGGCUGGUGCCAACGCACCGGACACCCACUGGAGCCACCCCCAGGCCCCUCCCCCAUCUCCUCCCCUUCUCAGGGUGUGUGUCCCACUCCAGGCUGUCGAGGAGUUGGACACAUCAAAGGAUCCAAAUACACAGGACAUCACAGUGCCUUUGGUUGUCCGUACUCAGACAUUAACAUGCGUAAAGAGGCGGUGCUUCCUGACCGUCUGGGAGGAGAGAGAACCCUCGUACCUGUCACCAUGAGGGCAGGUGUCCAGGAAGAGGGGGAGCCUAACGACGCUUCUGUUCUGCUUCCACUGGGGAAAAGAAGACUGACAGACAGACUGCCUCACACAACCAAAUUAUUGCGUGUGAAACCAGAAGAGGAGGAGCUUCAUUUGACAGCUCCAGGACCAGAGUCUAGUCUUCAUGCUGCUCUUCACCAGUCUGUCUUCCUGUCAGCCAUGUCAGCUCAGCCUGGUCGUGACCUGUCUCUCUGCUGGGAACAACAUCGUAAGCUGCUUCCAGGGGUCGCUAGAGUCCACGCCACUGCUGUCCAACACUGGAGCGUCCAACAGGUGUCAGAUUUCGUGGAGUCACUUCCUGGUUGUGAAAAUCAGGCGUCUCUGUUCAGAGACGAGCAAAUUGAUGGGCGGGCCUUCCUCCUGCUGACACAGAGUGACAUGAUCAGGAUCAUGUCAAUCAAACUUGGCCCCGCCCUCAAGAUUUACAAUUCCAUCCUCAUGUUCAAACACGGCAACAUCAAGAUCCAAUCACACACCGAGGACACGAUCCAAUCACACGCCGAGGACACGAUCCAAUCACACGCCGAGGACACGAUCCAAUCACACACCGAGGACACGAUCCAAUCACGCGCCGAGGACACGAUCCAAUCACGCGCCGAGGACACGAUCCAAUCACACGCCGAUGACACGAUCCAAUCACACGCCGAGGACACGAUCCAAUCACACGACGAGGACACGAUCCAAUCACACGCCGAGGACACGAUCCAAUCACACGCCGAGGACACGAUCCAAUCACACACAUAGCAAUCUUGUGUUUAGACUCCCCCCCCGGGAGGGAGGAAGAUCUUUGUUACAACAAAGAUCUCAGGUCUCUUCAGGUCUCUUCAGGUUUCUUCAGGUCUCCUCAGGUUUCUUCAGGUCACUUCAGGUCUCUUCAGGUCAAAUUACUUUUAUCUCUACUUCAGGCUCCGCCUCCUGAGGGGCAGGGUGUGUAUUUAUAGUGCUAGAUCUGGUGUAGGGAGGCGGAGCCUAACAAAGAUCAGUUAAACAGAGAACAUCAGUUCAUAAGUUUCAGAACAAACAGUUCAGCCUCUGCUGAAAAAAUAGGCUUUUAUUGUUUUCCUGGGCUCUGCACAGCGGAAAGGCACUUCCGUUUGGUGAUGAUGUCAUCAGUAAACCUCACCACCGUAGCUCCUCCUGGUGCGGGCACUAGUCCGGCCACAUCCGGUUGCGUACAUUCAACCGCAGAAGAAGAAGAACUACUCUGGUUGUAGCUGCUGAGAUGCAGAGCAUCCACCGUGCCAGAGGGGGAGCUGUGUAUCUGAGAGCUGACGUGCUAAUGACGUCACUUCCAGGUACCUGACCAAUCACAGGACAGUGGGAAAGCUCUUGUUGGCUGGCCAAUCACAACACAGUCUGUGUUCUGGGGGUGUGGUUUUGGUCUGAAACAGCGCGGCUGACGAGAGCGUCAGUGAGGAGAUAUUUCGAUCAGCUCGUUUUGCAGCGAUUGGAUUUUGACCAUGAAAACAAGAUAAUACACUGCCUGGCCAAAAAAAAACCUGGCCACCUGGAUUUAACAAAGAAAA
This is a messenger RNA of Solea solea (common sole), 2815 nucleotides long. RefSeq names its product lethal(3)malignant brain tumor-like protein 4. Lineage: Eukaryota; Metazoa; Chordata; Actinopteri; Pleuronectiformes; Soleidae. Gene Ontology annotation, cellular component: nucleus. The coding region runs from base 78 to 2033 and encodes 651 amino acids. The transcript is spliced from 18 exons. Gene Ontology annotation, biological process: regulation of DNA-templated transcription. Gene Ontology annotation, molecular function: zinc ion binding; protein binding. The record is from RefSeq and is a predicted model, not a curated record.